Molecule: messenger RNA, 3336 nt
Organism: Zonotrichia albicollis (white-throated sparrow)
Lineage: Eukaryota; Metazoa; Chordata; Aves; Passeriformes; Passerellidae
Source: RefSeq, a predicted model, not a curated record
GUGAUGUUUUGUGUUCUGCUUUCUCUGCAGACGUCGGCUGAUCUCCCAGCGAUCUUCUCUGGAGACUCUGGAGGACAUCGAGGAAAACGCCCCACUGCGGAGAUGUCGGACACUCUCAGGAUCACCCAGACCAAAGAACUUUAAGAAGGUUCAUUUUAUCAAGAACAUGCGGCAGCACGAUACCAGAAACGGCAGAAUAGUCCUUAUCAGCAGCAGAAGAUCCUUCUGUAGCAUAUUUUCAGUGCUGCCAUAUCGAGACUGUACCCAAGUCGGGGACAUGAAGCUGGAUGGUGGACGCCAGUGCCAUUCUACUGGAGUGUGUCUGAAAGAAAUAAUUGGUCUUGAAGGUGUGGAGCUCGGAGCAGAUGGGAAGACGGUUUCUUAUACACAGUUCCUAUUUCCCACCAAUGCCCUGGGAACUCGGAGGAACACAAUAGACUCCACCUCAUCUUUCUCCCAAUUUCGCAAUGCAAGCCAUCGUAGCCUUUCUUUGGGAAGAGCUAACAGCACCCAGGGGAGCAUUGAUGCAGGUAGCGACCUGGGAGACUUUGUUGAAUAUGACCCAAAUCUUUUAGAUGAUCCCCAGUGGCCAUGUGGCAAACAUAAGCGGGUUUUAAUAUUUCCUUCAUAUAUGACCACGGUCAUAGACUAUGUGAAGCCAUCAGAUCUCAAGAAGGACAUGAAUGAGACCUUUAAGGAGAAGUUCCCUCACAUCAAGCUAACCCUCAGCAAGAUAAGAAGCUUGAAGAGAGAAAUGCGCAAGCUUGCUCAAGAAGAAUGUGGUUUUGAAGAGCCCACAGUAGCCAUGGCCUUUGUCUACUUUGAGAAGCUCGCUCUCAAGGGGAAGCUGAACAAGCAGAAUAGAAAGCUUUGUGCUGGAGCUUGUGUUCUUUUAGCAGCCAAAAUUGGCAGUGACCUCAGAAAACAUGAAGUCAAGCAUCUUAUAGAUAAACUGGAAGAGAAGUUCCGGCUGAACAGGCGAGAGCUGAUUGCCUUCGAGUUCCCGGUGCUGGUGGCCCUGGAGUUUGCUCUGCACCUGCCCGAGCACGAGGUGAUGCCACACUACAGACGCCUGGUGCAGAACUCCUAGCGCCAGCUGCCGCCGGGGAAGGGGCUCCCGACUGUUCCCGCUUGGCUCUCCCAAGCCGCAGUUACUACUGGAAAUGCAAAAUCAGACUCCUAACACUUCACACUCUCUCCCCCCACCCCCAAACAGUUUUUCUGGCUACAGGAAAUACUGCGUUGACUCUUGGCUUUGACGAAUUUAUGUAUCGUUACUUUCUCAAAGCAGGUGAAGACUGAGCUGUUGGUGAAUGGUUCAAGUGCUGAAACUGGGUGGCAACUGACCCUACCUGUAGGGACUACAGCUAUAAAAGUAGGCAAAAAUUAGAAGGGCAGCCUCCAUGACCACCCCUCUCUCCAUCACACAAACCCUGGAAGCCCACUGAGUGCAUUCUCGUAGCGCUUUUUCUACAGACCUGCUGCAAAUUCCAAGAGAACUUCUUGAAGUGAAAAAGCUUUUAAAGAAGAUAUCUUCACUGUGUCAAAAAGAAUGUGCCAAUCUAUUUUUGUAUCAGCAAUUGAAAGUGCACUUUUUCCUGUGGGGUAUUUGUGUGUGUAUCCGUGUGUGUGUGUGUGUGCGACACCGAACUGAUCUCAGUCCAGGUGGUUGGCUUAGCUGUUUCCAAGUGUAUCAGUUACUGAUGGUGAAGAUCAAGGUGACCUUACACGUUUACUCCUUGAAAAACGUAACUACUGGAAAAGUGGUAAAUGGGAUCAUUUUUGGACACUUGGGUUUUUUUAUUCUCUGAUCUUUCCAACAUUGUACCUUUGAAAGGAUUACACUACUACUACUGCUGGAGAAGGAUCAGCAAUUGACCUUAAGUUUUCAGUCAUGUUUGUGGUAAAGAUGAAAGCAUUAGUAUAAGAUUUCCGUGUCAUGUUUUUUAAAAAUAUCUUGUGUUAAGCCACAUGCAUAUUUUUAACCUUCGCACUUUUCCCACUGUGGAGAUGGUUAGACUUGCACUCUGUAGUGUUGUAUUUCUGUGCUCUAUGUUAGAGUGCGUAAUAAGCACAUUUAUUGUGCUUUAUGUUAAAACAGUGUUUUAUUAAAAAAAAAAGUGUAGGGCUCAGCAGUUAACGGGUGUCUUAAGGCUCCAACAGCAGGGGCAUCAGCCAUUAUACUUUUGGAUUUUUAAUUAGGAUUGACUGUGCAAAACCUAAAAUCUGUGCCCAUUGAGAUUCAGUUCCUUUAGACACUGCAGUGCUGGAGUUUUAUGGUAAAACUUCUUGCAGCCUCCCUGGUUCUGACUGGACACCCAGAAAGCUUGAAGGCUUUAUCCAAGCUCCUGAUGUUAUAUCCACACUAAGCUAAUGCCAUGCUGAUGGAUAUUGUUGAGUUGCUGUUAUCAUGUGGGAUUCCACCCCUGUCCAAUCUUCUCCUGUGCUGGUUCACUUAACAAGCCUUGUCCUCAACAUGCCCCGCAUGGAUCUGCUAAAGUCAAGUUAUUACAUUUGUGGUAAUUACAAAACAAAUAAUAGUCUCAGCUGUGAGAUUUCAGCUGAAGCCUUACCUCUCUAAGUUUGGGAAUGCUUGCUCAGAGUAUGAAAAGGGCUGGUGAGCAGGACAUGGAGAAGUGGGACAUAUCAGAGGAUGCAAACACACUAAUGCUUACUUUCUUUCACUCUUACUUUAAUCAGUUUUAUUACUUCCUUCAGUUAAGCCAGGAAACAUCCAGUUUCUUUACCAGCUUUGACUCCUUUAAAUUCUAGUAUGAAAAAAGCCUGCAUAUAAUUGCUCUACAGGAUCUAGAAAGGUUACACGUCAGGACAAAUGGGAAUUUGUUUGAUGCUAUUGCUCUCCCCCUUUUCUAAAGGGGAGGGUGACCAUGCUAGCUUACAGUUAUUAGUAAUACUUACCUGAUUACUGAUGUAGAUACAUUCCAACAGGACUGGGGAGGAGGGGGUAAAGAGAAAAGUGUGCACUUAAACCUUCCCAGAAUAAUGUCCCAUGUCGCUGCAACCCACGCGUCACUCAGCCAGCUGCAAAGUGAGGGGAGUGAGGACAAUGUUACUCCUUCCUCCUCCUUCUCCUCCUUCCCCUGGCCCCCACACAGCCCAGGAGCACUGGAGCAAAGAGCCCGGAGGGCACCUGGAGCCUGUGGCUGCCUUGCUGGUUUAUUCAGACCAAAAAGGCAGUGGGUGUAGUUUGGACCUACAAUCUAAAACAGCCUGUGGGUCAGCUAGGAGGGCUUUCACCCUUGGCCAUGUCCCUUUCCACCCAAAUUGUGUAUAUACAUUCAAGAUUUGUUUCUGAUUGUGGACAUCUGUUUCUAA